AAGAAUGAGACAGAGGGAGGGCCAAAAACACAUACAGACUAGCAGAGCUAACAGAGUGCCCACAAGCUUACUGAUCCAGUGGUGAGUCACUUCUCACUAAGCGCUGACAACAGAACAGGUUAGAAUGUGUUAUGAAAAGUCCAGCUAAGGAACACUUGAGCCUGUCCAACAUGAGGUCUAAAACAAUGAUUUGGAAGUUGAUCCAUUUCAGUGGUCUCCUUCUUGGAGCUCUCACAUUCCCAACUCCAUCUUCACUCCCCACUAUCAACACUGAGGAAGGACCCUGUCAGAUCUACAACUCUGACCGAUCUGCAGACUGUCUGGGAAGACAGCUCGACAGUAUCCCAUGGAGACAAUUUCCACCCACACUUGAAGAAAUAGACCUCUCCUAUAAUAAACUUCAAGCUGUUUAUGCUUAUGACUUUUUCCACCUCCCUAAGCUUCGUAUCCUCAAGCUCCAGUACAAUAACAUUUCAUACAUUGACAAUGAUGCCUUCAGAAACAACACACUCUUGGAAUAUCUUGACAUCUUCAAUAACUCCCUGCAGGAAAUUCCUGCCAGAGCUCUGACACCUCUCGUUAAUCUAAAACAGCUCUACGUGUCUAAUAACCUUUAUAAAAAUGCAACUUUGGCUGACUGCUUCUCCAAACUUUCCAGACUCCAGGUUCUGUCCUUGGGUGGCCCUUUGGUGAUGGGUCUUAAAAAAGAAGAUUUUCAGCCCCUGAAGAACCUCAAGCUCCAAAUAUUUGCUAUUAAAUGUUCCUCCCACCUCCGUUACUAUGAGCCUGGAAGUUUAGAAGUCAUUCAGACAAGUCAGAUGGGCUUUGACAUGGCUAUAGACCAACGCCCAGAUGCUCUUGUUCACAUGCUACGGGACAUAGCUAACAAAACAUUCACAGUCAUUCAGUUUCGCAACCUCUUUGAAUUCACAUACUACAUGGGACAGGAGGACAUUUUUCAGGGUUUAAAGCACAUUAAAGCCAAGCAACUCAUCUUUCACAGAGGAAAAUUCAAUGAGAACCUCAUAAGGAUGGCUUUAAUCAAUUUACAAGCAACCAGCAUCAAAAGAUUAACACUUCAGUACAUUGACUUUGCCCGUUCGCCAACAUUUGUUGAUAGUGGUGCAAGUUCCAGCAUCACAGACCUUGCACUGGAUAAACUGGAUCUUUGGUAUAUCAGCAAUCCUGAUGUGCUACGAUUUGAUUGGCGUUUCACCUGGUUCAAGAAAGUUAAGCAACUGUCUAUUCAACAUGUGUAUUUCAACUCUGCACCCUGUGAUUCAUGGGUUGAGAUGAACGGUGUGGAAUUACUAGAUGUCUCCAAUAAUCGACUAAAAACUGAGUUUGUAUUCAACCAGCGAUGCAAUUACAAGAACACCAUGCCAAAUCUUCAUACAUUCAACACAAGCAACAAUGAGUUCACCAGCUUAAAAGACUUAUCAUCCCUCACAAAAGAAUUCCAGCAGCUAAAGGUUUUGGAUUUCAGCUACAACAAAUUAGGAUCUGCUAAAGAUAGCCAAAAUUGUGUCUGGAAACAAAAUAUCACCAAGUUUAUUGUUCACCAUAAUAACUUCGUAAGUGAAGCUCUCAGUUGUCUGCCAACCACAGUACAGUACUUGGAUCUGUCCUACUGUGAUCUGGACCAGCUGGACAUGAACUACUUUGAGAAAACCACCAACCUCAAAACCCUUCUACUGAGUGGGAAUAAAAUUAAAUUCAUCCCAUCUAAAUGGGAAAGUGCAUCACUGCAAUCGCUAGCUUUGGAUGGGAAUUCAUUUGGCCUCAUUAGCAAAAAAUCCUUUGAAGAUAUGCCUCAAUUGUCUCAACUUCAGGCAGGGAACAAUCCUUAUCAUUGUACAUGUGAGCUUCAUGCUUUCAUCCAGGACACGAUUUCGAAAGGAAAGGUAAACCUCACAAACUGGCCUGAAAACUACAAGUGUUACCACCCAGAGGCUUUGCUCAACACAGUCAUAGCCAAAUACUUUCCGGGUCAUGUAGCAUGUGACAUCAGACUGGUUAUCAUCAUCUGUGUUGCAACCACCACAGCAGUGAUCUUAAUACUUAUGCUGAUUUGCUAUAUUUUUGACCUCCCAUGGUACACUAAAGCAACGUACCAGAUCAUCAGGGCCAAAUACAGAGCUCACAAGGAGAAAGCAGCUGGUGAUUUAGAGACUUUUACCUACCAUGCCUUCAUAUCCUACAGCCACUCAGAUGCUGACUGGGUGAGGGACCAGCUCUUACCCUGUUUGGAGAACAACAAGAACCCCUAUCGCCUAUGCAUUCAUGAGAGGGACUUCAUGCCGGGAAAGUGGAUCAUCGAUAACAUCAUUGAGAACAUUGAAAGCAGUCGUAAGGUAAUGUUUAUUCUCUCACGGCACUUCGUUAACAGUGAGUGGUGCAACUAUGAGCUGUACUUUGCUCAGCAGAGAGCAAUGGGAAAAACCUUCAGUGAUGUCAUCUUAGUGGUUAAGGAGCCUAUUGAUCCAAACUCCUUGCCCAGCAAGUAUUGCAAGCUCAAGAAGAUGCUGAGUACAAAGACAUACCUGGAGUGGCCCCAGCAGGUUAACCAGCAGGCAUUUUUCUGGGCACAGCUGAGGAGUGUUCUGGGAAAGCCAACAACCCAAGAGCGGGCAAACAGUGUUAAGAGAAGAACCCUAUCUGCGGGAAGAAUAUCUGUGAUUGGUCCCCCUAUUGAAGAAAGGGUGCCAGAAGAAGAUAAGGUGACUGUGGAAAAAGACACAGAACCCAAAAAAGAAGCAAAUAAAGAGCCAUUAAAUCAAAUACCACUGGUGGCAUUUUAGCCAUUAAAUUAAAAAGAACUAUUAAACAAAUGCCUUUCUCAGUAUUUUCUCAGUAAAGACUUGCCCUCAAGUAACCUUUUUGUGUAGGCUAUGCCAACAAGGGAGCAAAAUACAACAUCUCAUUGUGAUAACAAAGAAAAAAACAAAAAAAAUCCAGCAAUCUGUCUGCCCAAGGCAGUCUGUCAUGUCAUCCCUGACAGCUGAGCUGAUGGCCUCUGCUUCACUUUCCCUCAGUCUCUCAGGCCAGGUGCCCUGCUGACAGGCGCUGAAAGGCCGGCUCACAUGAGAUCUCCCAUGUUGCACUCUGGAUAACAAGCAAGGUCCCAGGAAACCAUGGUGACAGGUGCCACACUGUGAAAGGACUGUGCACUGUUACAUUCUUGGCCCUCAGAGGUUUGAGAUCAUGAAUGUUCAAACUCAGAUCAGGCCGAGUCAAAUGAAACCAUAUAGUAACAAUACAAGUGAUAUCAAGUUGUAGAGCAAAAGCUUAGAAACUGGGGAAUGGGAAUGCUCCAUCAAUCUGUGUUUGUGUCAGCACUAAUCCUUUUUAAGUUUUCAGUGUAAUAUUCAAUGUGUUUCAAGCUGAAUACUAUUCGUAUUUUAGUGAAUACUGGAACUUGUGUGCUUGUUGUUCUGUUUAUUCCUAAAUCCAUCCCUCAUGAGUUAUUAUUAGCUUUGCUGUUGGCAUACAUUGCAAAAGCACACUCACAGAGAUUGCUCACUUGUCACUUGUCAUACUUUCAUUGGGCCCUCUAUGAAUCACUGUUUCAUAUAAUAGCUAAUGUUUAUCAAAUAUUUGUUCAGUGUUCAGUGUUAUGAUUGUCACCAGGUAUACUCUAACUACGGGAAUUAGAAUGAGUUGUACAGACAGAUAGCAGAUACAAAUCCAGUGCCUGAAUUAAGUUAGAUUUAGUUGUCUUUACACAUGCUUUAAAUAAAAUAAAAGCUGCUGUAUGAUUAAGAAAAAAUGGCAAAAACUGUUUUGCCAGUUGAUAAAUGUGAAGGUACGUUUGUCAUAUAUUAUUUGUGAUGGAAGGUUUUUGUUCUAAAUACUGAGUCAUCCUGUCUACGUUACUACUAUUUUUAAUCAUUUGGAUUCAGUAAUGUAAUACUUUGAUUAAAAAGAAGCAUUAUUUUGUUCAUCAAAAAUUAUUUUUGCUGUGCUCUGACUUGAUUCAUGUUUGGUCAUUUUAAAUUUAACUUUUUUAAAACAGUGUUUUUAAAUGAAUUUCACUUUUAUUUUAAAAAUGACAUAACUACUUUUGUGUUUUGCCAUUAAUGGUAAUUAUGCAGCCUUGCUUACUUACAUAUGUGGCCAAUAACAAAGUUUGAAAAUGGCCAGUAGAUGACACCCUUGAACUUAGGCAGAGCUGUGACACCACACAGCUAAGGUGUGACGUGCACCAAUUUAUCAGUUUGCUUUCUAAAUGGGAGAAAGCUCAUAUAUAUUACUUCCCUCUGCAUAUGUGAAAUGCACUGUGUAACCAAUUGUUUCUUUUUUUCUUGAUAUAAGUAAUGUUAACGUGCAGUCUAUACAGACUUCAAAUGCUUUUGUAUAGAAACGCAAAUGAAGGACAUGUUUCAUUUUCAUGAAGAGUCAUAUUAUACAUUCUCUAAAAUAAUGCAGUGUCUUAUUUUAAUGUCUUGAAUAAUGCUGGUCAUUCAUAAUUCAUACUGUGCAGAUGUUGAAAUGAAUGAAUAAAAACAUAUUCCGUUUCA
This is a messenger RNA of Oreochromis niloticus (Nile tilapia), 4520 nucleotides long. RefSeq names its product toll-like receptor 18 (gene tlr18). Bases 132 to 2801 code for a protein of 889 amino acids. Gene Ontology annotation, cellular component: plasma membrane. Gene Ontology annotation, molecular function: protein binding; transmembrane signaling receptor activity. Lineage: Eukaryota; Metazoa; Chordata; Actinopteri; Cichliformes; Cichlidae. Gene Ontology annotation, biological process: immune response; inflammatory response; toll-like receptor signaling pathway. The record is from RefSeq and is a predicted model, not a curated record. The transcript has 4 exons.